AUGUCAUCUAAUACUGGAGUAUUUGAUACUUCUUUACCUGAAACAAAUCGAUCAAUUCAAGUUAGUGAUCUGGAUGAACCAGAUUAUUAUUGUGAUAAAUUUCGUCAACAUUCAUUUUUAAAACAAAAAUCUAUUCGUAAUAAUGAAAUGAAUGUUAAUAAUACUAAUUAUCUUGAAAAACAAACAUCAAUAAUAUCUGAUUUAACAACACAAAUUUCAUCAAUUGAAUAUCGUUUACCAUUAUAUAAUAAUGAAAAUGAAUAUUAUAAUUUAAAUAAUACAACAUAUCAAUUAUGUGCAAUGAUUAUUGGUUCGGUUAAUUAUAAACAUAUUAUUAAACCACCAUAUGAAUUAUUUAAAUUAUUUUUAUAUAGUUUUCAUUCUUCAAAUACAGUUAAAGAUUUUAUUCAAAAUAUAUUUGAUUUUAAAACAUUGACACAAACAAAAACUAAAAUAUAUCCAAGUGUUUGUGUAAUUUAUCAAAAUCAUCGAUUAGAUCAAAAUGAAUAUCUUAGUACACAAGUUUUUCAAUCAAAUCUUAUUGUUUAUAUUCUUUUAAUUCCAACAAAUACAAAUCAAUUAGAUAAUAGAUCAUAUAAAAAAUCAUUAGAAUUUUAUGAUCCACCUAAUCUAUGUUAUACUUCAGAUAUUUAUAUACGAAUAUGUGAAAAAAAUCUAAAAAAUAAUUUUCAAAAAAAAAUGAUUCGAAUAAAAAAUUUAAAUCGUGAUAUAACAAUAAAAAAAUUAAAAAAUCAUAUUUGGAAAAUGUUAAAUAUUACUAAAGAAUAUAAUUGUAGAAUUUAUUAUUAUGGUUAUGAAUUAUUUGAUGAUGUACGUCCAUUAUCACCUGAUUUUACAUUAUUUAUUCAUCCGAAAAAUUUACCAACUAUUUUUGAUUUUGUUUUAAUUCAUAUUCAAAUAAAAUCAACAAUUAAUCAAAAUACUCAAUUAUCUUAUAUUCAUGUAAAUAUGGAAAAUAAUAUAUUGAAUGAUGAGAAUGAUAAUGAUAAUAGUACUGAUCUUUGGGAAACUGAUUAUGAAACUUUCUUUCGAAAUUAUGCUUUGAUUUAUUAUAUACGUCUUUGUAUCUAUGUUGCUAUUUCAAAUCGAAAUUCUAUGAAAAUGAAUGAUGAAUUAAUUGAAGAUGUUGAUUAUUUUCUAAGUGGCAAUUGUAAAAAAAGUAAUUGUUGUGAUUUAAAUGAAGUUCUAUUGGAUUUAUAUGAAUUUUGUGAUAAAGAUAAAUGUAAUAAACUUGAUAAAGAAGAAUGUGAAACUGGAUUAUUAAUAUUAUUUAAAUAUCUAAAUGAAAAUUUAAUGGAAAAUAAACUUAAUAUCGAAACUAUUUAUCCAUUAAUAAAUAAUAAUGAUGGAGAAGAAAAUGUUAAUAAUGAAUAUUAUUCGAAAGAAAAUUUUGAAAUGUUAAUUAUUGAUACAUUAAGUGAACAUGUACGAACUGAAAUCUUUCAAUAUCCUGAAUAUAGUCAAUUAAAAGAAUUUUCAUUUGAAAUAACAAAACAAAUUGAAUGUAUAACGGAUAAUAUAGAUAAUAUAUUAAAUGAUGAAUUAAAAUUUUUAAAUGAUAAUCAGAAAAAAAAUCCAUUUAUUAAAGAAGAAACAAUAAAAUAUACAUUAUUAUUUCUUUUUAGUUUAAUUAUUCUUCCAAUAACUAUUCUUAUUUUAUUAAUAAUUAAAAUACAAAAUUCUCGAUCUUUAUUAUUAUGUCCAAAUAGAUUUUUACGAUAUUUAAUUAUUUCAAUAUUAUUCUUAAUUAGUUUAUUAAUCUCAUCAAUGAUAUAUUUAAUUGUAUUAAAUGUUAUUUUUUAUCAUAUCUAUUCGAAAGAUAUAUUUAUUUGGAAAAUUAAUCUAUUUGAAGUUUAUUGUCCAUUAUUUAUAUUAAUUUAUUUGAUUUUUAUAUCUUAUGUUUAUUUAUUUGAUAAAAUAAUAUUAAAUUCAAAUGAAAAAAAAGACAAAAAGUUUCAAAAAAUUUAUAAUGAUGUUCAAAUUGAAAUACUUAAAUAUAAUAUUCAAAUAAGAACAACAAAUCAACAACAAAUUGAAAAUUUAUCAAAGAAUUGUUUUACUAAAAUUUAUAAAAAUGAAUUUGAAAAUGAAAAAUUUUAUAUAAUUAUAUUUAAAAUAAUUUGUUUUCUAUUAAUUGUUAGUUUAUCUAUACUUCAUACAUGUUUACCAAUUCUUUAUCGUUCAUAUUCAAAUGAAAAAAUUCAAUUAAAUCAAACAAAACCAUUUGAAAUUCAACUUAUUGAAAUAUGUUUUUUUAUAUUUGGUUUUCCUUUUUAUUUUCUAUUUAUUUUAAUGAUUAUUUAUGGAUUACAUAAAUAUGACAUAUUUUAUUAUAAAAUAAAUGAAAUGUUUCAAAAAAUUAGUAAUGAUGAUCAAUAUAGAUUAAGAAACAAAAAUUCAUAUGAUUUUAAUUUUAAAAUUCAGAAUCAUGUACAUUUAUUUAUACUUUUAUUAAAGCAAUUAUUUCAAAUUAAUCAAACAGUUGAAUAUCAAAUUGCUCGUCUUUCAUUAUUAACUGGAUUAAUUAUUAGUUUUAUUUUAAUUAUUUAUUCAAUAUUCAAUAAAUUCAAUCGACUUACAAAUAUAUUUCUAUUAUUUGAUAUUAUAUUAUUAUCAAUAUUAAUACUUAUUUAUUUAUUUCGUAUAUUAUCAAUAAACAAAAUGACACAAAUAAAAUUAAUUGAAAUAAUUAUGCGUACAAAAUAUGAAUCGAUUUGUAAAAUAUGUAAAUAUUCUCAAAUGAAUUUAAAUUAUAAUAUUGAUUAUUUAAAUUCAAUAAGUGAAUAUUUAAAUACAAAUAAAUAUAUUUAUUCAAUUCAUUUAUUUCAAUUUAAUAUUAAUCAAACAACGAUAUUUAUUAUUUUAAUAAUUACUAUUAUUGGGAUUAUGUCAACUUUAUUUCCUUUUAUUUAA
Molecule: messenger RNA, 2934 nt
Organism: Adineta steineri
Lineage: Eukaryota; Metazoa; Rotifera; Eurotatoria; Adinetida; Adinetidae
Source: the annotation of a GenBank genome assembly